AUGUCCGAGGGCGGCGUGCGUGGUUAUGUGUCCGAGAUUGUGCCGCCUACGCGCCGUGCUCUGUUCACAACCCUGUUGAACUUUAUGGUGUACCUAUGCCAGGUGCUGGCGCUGGCCGUGGCGCCGUCGCUGCACUGGCAGGUGCUGUUCAUCGUGGCAGGCGUGGUGCCUGCCGCACUUUGUCUCUUCGGUCUCCUCUUCCUGCCCAACUCGGCCAAGUGGCUGCUCUCGCGCGGCCACUCGGAGGAGGAAGCCUUGCGGUCCAUCCGGUUUUUCCGUGGCGCGCAGGUGGACGCCGCUGCCGAGGUGCGCACGAUCCACGAUUCACUGCAAGACGGGCGUGGAGACGGCGCCGCACUGCCCGUGUGGACCCUACUGCGGGAGCGGUUCACGCUGCACCCGCUGCUGCUGGCCUCCGUCCAGAUGGUGUUAUACGUCUGGUGCGGCGGCGCCACGCCGACGCUCAUCACCGCCUUCGUGCUGGCGCCUGUGCGGCUACCGCUAAGCGAGUACCAGCGAGCCACACUCCCGGCCGCGCUCGUCUGCGUCCCCGGCGGUAUCAUUAUAGAGAGAUACGGCCGGCUUCCGGUGCUGUGUCUGGGCGGCGCGCUCUCCACCGUCGGCUGCUGCGCCAUGAUCGCCGCGUACUUCUUUCUCGCAGCGGAGUCGCAGGAGCGUCUCGGCUGGAUUGUGCUGGCGGGCGGCGGCCCUGGCGGCGGUGGCCUAU
Messenger RNA from Pollicipes pollicipes, 727 nucleotides. Its product is annotated as sugar transporter ERD6-like 9. The transcript has a single exon. Gene Ontology annotation, biological process: transmembrane transport. The record is from RefSeq and is a predicted model, not a curated record. NCBI's taxonomy places the organism in Eukaryota, Metazoa, Arthropoda, Thecostraca, Pollicipedomorpha, Pollicipedidae. The annotation marks the transcript as partial. Gene Ontology annotation, molecular function: transmembrane transporter activity. Gene Ontology annotation, cellular component: membrane.